Macrobrachium nipponense is the source of this 7443-nucleotide messenger RNA. It is a transcript of the gene lqf, whose product is annotated as epsin-3-like. Gene Ontology annotation, molecular function: phospholipid binding; clathrin binding. The transcript is spliced from 16 exons. Gene Ontology annotation, biological process: endocytosis. Gene Ontology annotation, cellular component: plasma membrane; clathrin vesicle coat; endosome. The record is from RefSeq and is a predicted model, not a curated record. Bases 426 to 2879 code for a protein of 817 amino acids. Lineage: Eukaryota; Metazoa; Arthropoda; Malacostraca; Decapoda; Palaemonidae.
CGGCAUUUCUAGUGUUGAGAGAGAGAGGAAAGGGUAGACCUUUUUACGUCUGUCUUUCCGGGGGUGAUCAGCUGAUUUUCAGGGGGUGCGUUUAGGUCAAGGUGAUGAUCGGAGGGGCACACUGUCAUCAUAUCCUUGCCAGGACGCCUGCAGGAAGGGGUCCGCUCUUUCGAAAACCCGGCAGUUGCCCAAUUUGCUUUGGGAGUCGUUCGGUAAACGGUGUGUUCUUGGUGGAGUGCAGAGUCAUUACAACUUAAUAAACUCUACCUAGAGGAGAACUGCAGAUAGUGGUAUGUGACAAGGGGUAAGAGGGAGCAAAAGCUGUAAUGAAUUUUAUUGACCCUCCAAUGAUUAUUCAGUAGUAAAGAGACAAGCCAAGACCUUCUUGCAAGUUUUAGCGUAAGCAUCUUUGCACUUCACGCAGGAUGGCAUUACAAAUUUCAGGCAUUCGCCGCAAUCUAAAGAAUAUUGCGCACAAUUAUACAGAUGCACAGAUCAAAGUGCGUGAAGCGACGAGUAAUGAUCCAUGGGGUCCUUCAUCAACUUUAAUGUCAGAGGUUGCAGACCUCACAUACAAUGUAGUGGCCUUCACAGAAAUCAUGCAGAUGAUAUGGAAAAGACUUAAUGAUCAUGGGAGAAAUUGGAGACAUGUAUAUAAAGCCCUGGUCCUCUUAGAAUACCUUAUUAAAACAGGGAGUGAGAAGGUUGCAGACCAGUGUAAAGAAAAUAUUUUCGCCAUUCAAACAUUAAAGGACUUCCAGUAUAUUGAAGAAAAUAAGGACCAGGGUAUGAAUGUUAGAGAAAAAGCAAAAGCUCUAGUUACACUCUUAAAGGAUGACGAGCGACUCCGAAAUGAACGAGUCCGGGCACUGAAGGCCAAGGAAAGAUUUGCACAGAGUGUAUCUGGAAUUGGCAGUGACAGUAAGGGAGACCGUCAUUAUGCCGAGGAGCUGACCAUAAUCUGUGAGGGUGAUAAGACUUAUGUGACAAGUUCGUCAAGACCGGCAGAAAGAAAUGCAUAUGGAGUGAGUGAAGGGCCAUCUAAUUUAGAACCUCAGCUUGAAGCUGCCCGUCCUCAGACUGUUGGUGAAGAAGAGUUACAGCUCCAGUUAGCAUUAGCCAUGAGUAAAGAAGAAGCAGAACAAGAAGAGCAAAAACAGCGAUCAGAUGAUGUCAGACUGCAAAUGGCAAUUACUCAGAGUGAAGAAGACUUCAAGGAUGGGUCGAAAUCUACUGGUCAUGGAUCUCUCCCUCCUAGGGAAUACAAGCGCAGUCAGAAGGAAGACUUGUCAGCUAUGAAUGAUCUUCUGGACAUCAAUUUUAAUCCUCAUGGUGGAGCUAAUGGUGGUGGGGCACGUUCUGUAGCCACUCCUCCAGCACCCAGUCUUGAUCCGUGGGGUAUGCCAGCCCCAGCACCAUCUGCAUCACCUCAACAUGUUGCUCAGCCAAAGAGUGUUCCUGCCGCAGGACUCACUCCCUCCCCUCCACCUGUACCUCCUCUACCUGUUUCAUCAAAUUCUUUCUUCACUGCUACUUCUAAGAUAUCUUUCCGACACUCCAACCCACCCUUUAUUACAUCUUUCCUGUCCAGUGAUUUUGAAAACCACUUGAAUUCUGCACCUAAUCCUUUUGUAGACUUGUCAGCUGCAAAGUCCUCUAUAGAUUUGUCAAGAGUUUCUCAAGGCAAUAUGUUUUUAAGCACAGAUCCUUCAGUUUCUCGACCUUCUUCCUUGUUUCUAGCCCCUCCAACACAACAGAAUUUCUCCACAUCUUUACCUUCAACUUACUCCCUUUUCCCCCCCGCCACAAGUUUUCGCUCAUCUUCACCUUUACCCAAUACCUCACUAUCACCUAAUCCUUGUAAUUCCACAUCUUUUGGCCCCUCCUCUGCUCCCCUUUCCCGUGACUCUUCUCCACUACCCCCUGCUUCGUACAAUCCAUGGGGGGCUGUGCAAGUCAACAUUACAGCAGCCCCGUUAGCCCCCACGUGUAAGACAGAUCCCUGGGGAUCCCCAGCAUCGGGACCUCCAUCUCGUGUCACAUCCCCUCCUACUACUGAUCCUUGGGGUGUCCCACCUGCCAAAUCUCCAGAACCACCUAUGGGAGGUAUAUGUGGUAAUGAUCCUUGGGCUGUACUUAGUGCUCCUCCUUCUGCUAGUAGAGCCACACCACCAGUAGGGAACAAUGAUCCAUGGAAUCCUGUGCCAGCAAAGACUCAGCAGCCACGUGAUCCAUUUGCUCCUAUUUCGCCCACUAAUAAUGGAGACAUUGAUGAGUUCUCUGCAUUAUCUUCGAGGGAAAAACCAGCUAAAAACGGCCUAACAGAUGCGUUCGACCCUGGACUUUUAGCAGAAGAUGGAUUAUCAGAUGCAUUUGAUUUAAGUGGGUUGGGAUCAUCAAUGCCAGAAAACAAUACUCGAGAGCCACAGAAGUCAAAGAGUCCGGCAGCAUUCCUCGGUGAAAACUCUAAUCUUGUUAAUCUUGAUAAUCUUGUAUCAGCUAAACAUGUGCCUGGUGGUUUAGGUCUCACUCCUUUGAACUCUACCUCAGCUUCUCCCCUCAUCAUGAACAACAUCAACAACAACUUGAACAACAAUCUCAGCAACACCACCACCUCCACCAAUCCUUUUGCGCCUUCAUCUUUUACAGGUGUGAACCCGUUCAGUGCUCCCAGUCCUCCAAACCCCUUCCAGGCUCAACAAGCACCCAAGCCAUCAAUGAACCAGCUUCGAACCACUGGAAUUGGGGGCUCAGGUCUCUCCGUUUCACCAGCACCCACUGGAAUAGACCAUGGCCCAUGGGGUCCCCAACAACCGUCCACUGGCUUUGGCAUGGCCCCGCCAGCCGCUUCUCAAGAAGAAAACCCUUUCUUUUUAUAAUACAGCUCACACUCUCAUCCUUUGUAGUGUUCAGAUCAGUCAUAUAAUGCAUUAUCACCAUCAGUCUCUUUUAGGUUAUUGGUAUGCAAAAAUUUUCUAAAUCUGAAAAAAUGUACAUAAGUAGGUAUUUUUCUUUAUGCACAUACAUUGUACAGGGUCUCCACACCUCUUGAUUUCUAAACCAGUUCUUCUUGUAAAGUUUUAUUAUUUAAUUGUUACGGCUUUUGGGUGGGAACUCAGAAACACCAGUGAUAUGAUACUGAAUAAUAUACUAUUUCCCAUUUGCAAUUCGGAUAUUCAGAACUUUUGUGCAAAUGAGACUCCAAAGAAUUUAUGAUAAGUAGAAAAUGUAUGCAAUAUUGUCAUUACUAUUUAUUAUUAAGAUUAGGUGUAAUUUUAUAGCUGGUCCAAGAGUAGAUUUUAAGGGAAAUAACUUAUUUAAUUGUAAAUUUUUCCCAAAUAUGUUUGUUUUAAUAUAAUACACCAUUCAGUAUGCCCCAAAUAUGCUUUUGAGUAAGCAACCUUUAAAGGAAACUGAAGAAUAAUGUUUGAAUAACUGAAAAUUUGAUGGUACAUGUCCUGAGCAUGCCAGUACUAGUCUCUUUAUUUGGGUAUUUGGGGAAAAUGAUAAUGAUAAAAUGCAAGUCAUGCCUCUACUAUACUACAUCCUUUAAAAGAUAUUUUCAGCUCUCCAGGUUCCUUGGAAAUAUGGCAUCUUUAGAGAGAAUAUAAGGAAUUUUGCAGGGUUGUUUAUCAUCCCAUUAGCUUCAUUACAUCAUGCUAGCAAUGUUUUGCAUAACGUGAAUUUAGUGAUAGAAAGGGAGGAUGGGUAGUCUUGAUUGUUAUGAGCAAAUAAAUUGAUCUCCAAUAUUACUUAGUCUUCAGCUACAAAUUGGUAAAAAAAGCUUACUGUAUUUGCAGCUACAAUAUUAUACAGGAGCCAUCAGCUUUUAGUGAAGAUCACUCCAAGUAUUUUGAAUAAGACUGUGCGACUAUGCAGUAAUUUGAUAUAAUCUCUUGCAUUCUAAGUGAAGACAUUUUGUAUCUUCUUAACAUAAGCUUGAAAAGUAAUUGUCUCGAUAGAGACAACAGCGUAAAUUAUGACUUGGCCUUAGUGAUGCCGUAAUGUCAUGUGAUGAAUGAAUUUUUUUUUAUUUUUUUUUCUGCACCAACAUCAACUGAAUGGAGCUUUGUAUAUAGCUGGAAUAUAAGUUUAUUGUUAAAACAUUGACCACUCAAACCUCAAAAUGUAAAAAAUGACUUGGUCACUACCAUGUGAUCACCAGUUAUAAGCCUUAGGUAUUUUUUUCACAUGGAUAAUUUUAUAUGACAGUAGUAGAGUGAAGAGUUAAAAUACGAUUAAGGCUUAGUGUUGUUAAUUAAUGCCAAACAUUUGAUGUGUUCUUUACAGCAAUAGUUUUUCUUCUGGAGUCUGCUUGUGUUCAAUUUGUAGUGCAGUUACAACUUAUUAACUAACAAUUUGUAAAUUUACUGUGUACCACAUGCUGGAAGUAAGGCUCUAAAGACCAAAUGAGCAAUGAUAUGCAAAAGAUUUGGAAAAAUUUGUUAUACUGUAAUUAUAAAAUUUGAAUCUCAAGGCUAGUCAUUCAGAAACAAAAACAAAGUUUCCUUAGUUUGUGGACCUUGCACUUAUUUUUAACUUGAAGGCUCAGGAUUCUUGAACUAUUAAUUAAUAAAUUAUCACCCCAGGCAAGUGGCUGGCAUAAUACAUUGCUUGAACAUUUUCAGACCCAGUUGUAGAGAGAAAAUUGUCAGUAUUGAGCACAUCUGUGGUAUCUUGCUUCUUUUGUUGUGGGAAGCACCCUCUUCCAUUAUCUCCAGCUAGGAAAAUGUGAAUAAAAAUCUUCCCAAAAGUGACAACAUUAGCCUCGCAAUACAAAGCAAAAAUCAGAAUUGGUAGCUUGGGGACAAUAACUUGGCACAUUGCCUUACUGUAUUCUGUUGUCAAGCAAGAUGAUCCUACUUUUUAUGGAAUGCCUUUAGGACAUCUUUGACUUGACUGCAGGAAUGUUGACCUUCGUUAUAGUCUUCUAUGCUUCCUUCUGGGUCUUGAUGGGUUGCAUAAGAUGGCUUUUCCAUUUUUUUUUUUAUUUUUUUUAUGCCAUGGCCAUCAUAAGAGGUUAAUAUAGUUAUCCCUUUUGUAUUUCAGUGUUGCCCAGCCUUUAAUGAUUGAAACUGAAAAUUUUUACUUACUGUAGAAUGGGUCAAGUUCAGCAUUACUCUUUAUUUUCACCAUUUGUAUAUUGCAAUAGUUUUCAUGUAUUUAAAGUUUUGUCUCACAAUCACGUAAGAGUGCACCGAGACAGUUUUAAUAAUUUUCAGUUCUUGACAUUUCAUUAAUUGCUCAACAGAAGUAUAUAAGAUAUCCAUAAUUUUACCUGGGAUUUGUUGUGAUUGAAGAUAUUCCUAAAGCUUGUUGAAACCUUUUUCACUUGAAAAUUCAAUAACUUUUUCUAAUUUUUCUUGGUAACUUUAUAUAGAAAUGGAUAAUUCUCCAAAUACAUAUGAUGUCUGCUGGACUUUCCAAAAACCUCGUGACUUGGAUAAUAGAAAUAGCAUAACCGGCUAUUCCAUGCAUUCGAUGCUACCAGGGUCGUAUUCAGUAAAUAAUGUUACAACUUUAUAGUUAGAAUACUAUCACAGAUUUAACAGUACUAUUUUUUUUCCUUGCUGCGGAACUUUAGUUGCUAUCGGCCAAAGAGAGAAAUAAUGUCAAGUCCUCUUUGGGGUAAGCCUUGAUAUCUGUCCAUGCCAAGAUAUGCUUUUAUAGAUGCAGCUUAUCCAUUUUGUAAUAACUACUCUGAAAUGUCUUUGUUUUUUACACUGAAAUGUCUUAAUUGUUUUUUGAUAACUCUUAUAGGUGUUUUUUCUUCCAUUAGUACUAGGAAGGGUGAUGAUUUAAAACUUUAAGUGUAUUCAGCCUAAGAAUUUUUUCGUAAACAAAUUCCUUAUCAGUUUCCGGCCCCUCCAUAUUGGAAGGGUAGUUGUCUGACACUGUAGCCACUAUAAAGUAACCUACCCGAGCUAUCUUCAUGUCACAACACAAACUACUGAGGGAUACUCAGAAAAAAGUUUAUGGAGUCAUUGCAGAAGGUACCCAUUCUAUAGUACUUUUUUUCAUAAUUAGAAAACUAUUGGAAAGAAGCUGUAAUGAACUUGUGCUGUUGGUGCUACGUUAACUCAUAUUGGUUGCUUAAUUUGCAUAUGUUAUGAUCAGGCAGUGACCGUUUCAAGUUUUUUUUUUAUUUUUAAUGUAUUCUUUGUACUACAAGUACUGUCCUAUUACUACUACAAAACUACUGCUACUAUUAUUGUUGUUACUCUUUAUCGUGAAUAUUAUUACGUAUUAUUAGCAUUAUUUAACUUUGGAGUAUCUGCCAUCAUUUUUGUUUGUGGAGGAAAACUUGUUUAGAUUGAUCCUAAGCAAAACUUUUUUAAAAUUUUAUUUUAGAUAUUUGUUGUUUUGGUAAUGAACCCACUUGCAACUUUUGUUGUCAUUGUUCUUGUAUUGGUUAUAUUAUGGGUAAGCUAAGCUCUCCUGUGCAAUAAGGGAAUUGGUACUUCAUUUGUGGUAUGUGGCAAUCUCUAGAAUUCUAAAUGAAUAAUUUUUUUUAUGUAUUCAGCAGUGUUCAUAUUUCUUGUGUAUCAGCUGUAAUAUUUUGUGAAAAGGAUUAUGUCAUUAAAAGUGAUAGCGUAAUGAAUUUUGUAAUGAUUAUUUGAUGCAUCUAGGGGUCCUUUUGGUAUUUUUGUUUAGCAUUUAUAUGAAAAUGUAUGCCAGCAUUACUUAUAAUCCAUUUUCUCCUUUUUUCAAAUGCAAUUAUGUUGUAAGAAUCAAGGCUUAGGGUAGCUUCUUUUGUAAAUGACUCAUUCUUUGUUACUCUUUAACCUUUGUUAGUAAGUUUUAAAUAAGUUCAGGUGAACAAACAUUUAGUCCUUAAGUACUUAUGAAGGAAAUCUAGUGUAAUCCUAAAUAUAAAACUGCUAAUUAUUGUCUUUGAAUUUACUUUGACAGUUUAAGUGUUAAUGUUAAACAUGUAGUUUUUGAGGCAGAGACUCUGAAUUCUUUUUGUUUUAUCUUACUGCAGAGUAUGGUGUUCAUUUCCUAGUUUGGUAUUUAUGUGUACAGUAAUUGAAACAUUAAAAUACAGGGACCCACAUACCCUAAAAAUGUUGUACCUCUGUAUUAUGUAGAAAAAGCAGUGAAAAAAGAAAAAAAUUAGGUAUAUUGAAUGGUAAUAUACAAAUAGGAAAAUACUGUGAUGCGGAUUUUUGUUUACAUUUUAAAGUACUCUCUUCUGUGGCAUAAGAACUUUUGAAGCUCCCUUUGAAGUUCAGUUGCAGAUUCUAUGAAAUGAUUGGUUGUUUUAAAUUUUAUGGCCGAUUUCAUAUGAAGUUGAUAUAAUGACUGUAACAUUUCUAGAGAUACUAACUUUAGAAAUUCAUUCUUUAUAAACUUUUUACUACUGUACCACAGAAACUAACAUUCAACUGCAAUUCUGAUAUGUUUAGAUAUAAAUUGAAAAUAUAUAUAGCUUAUUUUCCA